AGUUUAUCGUGAGUCGCGGCAACUAUUGUUGUGUGUCUCUAUCACAAGAGUGUUCAUUUUCACAUUUUUUUUUUAAAUUUAAAUCCUUCAUCCACCACACCUAUCGAAGUCCUCUGCAUAUCGGUUUUAUUGCCCUAUUUUCCAGUGCAAUGCAUUUUAGUUCUCAGUUAAUCCUCUUUGUGCUUGGAAAUUGACUCAACUUAUUUAGGAAAUAUAUUAAAUGGUGUUUUUAAAGAGAAUCCCGUGAAUUUGCAUUUUCCUUGUGUGUGCUUUAACAAUGAUGAUGGUGUAUAAAUUACUUGUGCAAACGUUGGAUUAUUUGAACUGACAGAAGGAACCUUGAAGUCAUCUUAGCUGUUGGUGGACGUUGGAGAGUUAUAUUACAUAUGAGUGGGUGAAGAGUUGAAAAGAAAACACAGAAGAAAUGGCAUAUGUAGUGUGGAGAGUUCUUAUGAAAAAGUACACCAAAGCUCGUCUUGGAAUACAGCGAAAUCCUCAACUUUUAAUUACACCAACUAAUUCUGCUGGUGCACAGAAUAUACCCAGAGAUUUUGAACAUGAGGGAUGCAAAUCUUCCAAAGAAUCACACACGCUUCAGGUUUCCCAGACAAGUGCUGGUCCAUCCCCUGUAGCAUCGGAUGACAUAAGUAUUGUAGUGGAAAAUAGUGAUGGUGGAUUUAUACGUGGGGAAAUGCGUCGAAGUAAAUCACGCGUCCGAUCAUAUUUGAGGCGUUGCAAGGAAGCUCUCAUUGGUACUCCUGCUGCUGAAGAAAAUUGUCCCACUACCCAUGAAGCUGUCUCACAGGCACCUUCCACAACUUCUUGGUACUAUGAAACCACCCCAGAAGAUGGAGUAAAUGUUCAGAGUACUAAAGAAGCACUGAAUGAGAGUGCUUCCACAGAGGAUACCUUGGCAAUAUCCCCACAAAAUACUUCGCUUGCCCCAGCUGAGAGCAUCUAUCCCGUAAAUGAGGACGGUUGCAGUGUGGCGACGCUUGUGGACAGGUAUCUGAGUCAUCUCUAUCCAGGCUACCAUGACCAUGUGCGUUCAUUGCUAGUACGUCAGGCCCGUGAUCUUCUGGUGUGCACCUUCCAUGGGAAUCUGAGUCGCUUCGAGGCAGAGUUUUUAGCACCAGGAGCCAAACUCAUCGAAGACAUCAAACGAGUCUGUUCAUGUGGAUCGACUCUGUCCUGGCGUCCUGGCUGGCCUCUAUGUGUAUCUGGGGCUCUGGUGCUCCACUUGGGUGCCCUCGAGGAGUCACUGGUGCGUCCGCAGGAUAUCUACUUAUGUGUAAAACCGAACCCGAGUGAGAAAUCCAGCGAAAGGAAUCAGCCUCAGUUGCAGGCAGUUUGGCAUUCAUCCAAGACAGGCAUCAUCUAUCGGCGCCUCAGUCCACAGAGAGACGCACUAAGUCCGCUGGCAAUUGAAAUGCUGGCGGACGAUCUGCCACAGUUGCUCCAGAGUCUGUUGGUGGGAGUCGAACGGGUCAUCUGUCGGCUGCCACUAGAUGAUUUGACUUUCCCCGCAUCAGCGGCUGUGGAGGAGGCUCUAGCUGAGGAGGAAAAUGGAAAUUCAGCUGCACCACGACGACUUCCUGAGAGCACUAUAAAGCGCCGUGAGCUGAUAACGCGAAACACCAUGAUUAGCAACAAGUACACACUUUUGAGAGCCAUCAAGAGCGAAUCCGGCAACACGGAUUCCACAGGAGCAGCAUCCUCGGGCGAUUGCACGACACCAGAGUCGGCAUCCAUGCCACUCUUCUGUCUGGGUGGAUCUUUUCCUCAUAUUGACAGUGACGAAGAAAGUGGCGAUGAGACGAAAAAAACAAACACCACGCCAGUGGUUAAUGUUCCUCAAGAAAUAACCCCGCCCAAAUCAAUACAAGACGUACCGGAGAAACUACUAAUGGCAGGAAUUUACUUACCAGGAACAAAAGACAAAAACAAUACUUCGAUUAUCGUGAUCGAAGCUCAAAAAUUGAUGGAGGCAGCAGUCAAUUGCUACGAAAUAGCCACUGUUUUUCUAUAUUACAGCACAGUACCUACUAGUCCCGUCCCUUUUACCAUCCACUUGGUGGCGAAUGAAAGUGCACACCUUAGCGUUGUGGACCUCUUGGACAGCAGCCUCCAGUUGGUGCAUGGUCAUGUCGCCGUCAAGCGCGUUAUCGUGUCCGGGACAUUCCAGAUAUCAGCAGCAGAUCAGAAGCGAUCGUCCAGAGAUCACUUGCCAGCGAGUCAUGUUGAGAUUAAGUACUGCUGCUGUCCGUCUGAUUCAUCAAUCAGUAAUUACAUAAGCCCACGAAACAUCCUGAGAGCACACGGUGGCGAAUGCGACCACGAUCAACAACAAUGGCGGGAGUUCUUCAUUGCCCUCGAGCCAAUUCAAAGUCAGUGUAUUUCGGUGGGAAAGAAACUAGUUACCGUAAUGGGAGACAUCAGGAAUUCUGAUCAACAGGGUGUUCCCUCGAGAAGACAACUCCAUUCACAGCAUCGCGCCCUCAGUCGAGCUCUGAUGGAUCCUGAAUUGCAGAAUUUGCGUCGGAAGGGGUUGGCCACGCUGUCGCGCCUCCAGGAACGAGCACAGCGUAUCUCGGAUAGAACUCCUCAGGCGGAAGAUGACAAUCACCGUACCGAGGAAGAGUCAUGUGAGCUGGACCAUGUGGCGAUGCGCCUGCAAGAGGUGGUGACCAUAUUCCAUGAAGUUGAUCGUGCGGCACUGAGGCUGGAGCAAAUGACUGAGCAGCGCAGAGAGAGACUUCGUGAAAUGACUCGCCAGCGGGCACUCGAGGAUGAAAUCAAUGAGGUCUUAACGUGGAUGCGAAACGACGGUGAUGAAUCUCUGCAUAAAUAUACACAAGUUCCACUGGAAUCGGGCGACAUAAUUAAAGAUCAAGAGCAAGAUUUUGAGAAAUUCUACUUCAUAUCGAUGAAACAUCUUGCCAAAGGUCGAGAUCUUCAUGAGGCCACCAUGGAAAUAGAGAAUCUCAAGGACAGUGCAUGUCUUCUCAAACAGAGCCUUCGGCAAUUUAGUGAGAAAUUGGAGACGACACGGGAGAGAAUUGAGGGAGCUGCUAGGUUGCAUCAUCUGCUGGGCCUGCAUCUCAAAGAGGAUGAUGUGCAGCAGGAGAUGCAGAAAUUGGCAGAAAAAAUUGGGGAUCCGGGUCUUAUUGAGCGUUGUCGAGACAAUGCCAAAGCAAGGAGCAAGUGUGAAAAUCCCAUUGAGACCAGUACACCCCAGAGGCUACCACCUGCCAAGACUACCCCAGUUUCUAUCUGCGAUUGCUGGAUGGAUAGAAUGGAUCCGGAUACCAAACAACCACUGCCUCUGCUGGCAGAAGAAGAGAAUGAGGACCGUGAACUUAGUGAAGAGGCAAAUCUCGAAGAGGACGAGGAAGAGCACUCCAAAUUGGCAGAUUCUGGUCUUGGUGGAUGUGAUCGAUGUGAGGGCAAUGACAAAUUGACACGGGCAUGUUCAUGCCAGAGCUUCGAAGAUGCCACUCUGGCGUGCGUAAAGAGUAACAACAGUGACGAUCUCGAGGAGGAUUGCUUUGAAUCACAAAAGCAACAUACCGACAUACCAGCACCCUUUCAGCCAAAUUCCCAUCUACAUUGUCAUUCGUCCAAUCUCCAUUUGACCGAGUUGGACGAGGAGACUGGCUUGGAUCAGAAAACACAGAAGACGCUUCUCUUGAUCAUGCGAGAAAUGAUCGGAACGGAACGCGACUAUGUCAGAUCGCUGCAGUAUAUAAUUGAAAAUUACACCCAGGAAUUGCUGAGGGAUGAUAUCCCACAGGCACUGAGAGGUCAGAGGAAUGUCAUUUUUGGGAAUGUUGAGAGAAUCUAUGAAUUUCACCAGCAGUAUUUCCUAGAAGAGCUCGAGAGAUUUGAGAAGAAUCCCCUUAAAGUAGGAUCAACCUUCCUGCGACAUGAGAGUAAAUUCUAUCUCUAUGCCCUGUACAACAAGAAUAAGCCUAAAAGUGACUCCCUGAUGAGUGAAUACGGAACGGCAUUCUUCAAGUCUAAACAACUGGAGUUGAACGACAAGAUGGAUUUAGCGUCGUAUUUACUGAAGCCUGUGCAACGAAUGGGAAAGUAUGCGCUUCUUCUUCAACAACUCAUGAAAGCUUGCUCCAAUAUUCAAGGAUCAGCGCAGAGGUAUAUUGCAGAAGAUCUGGAAGAACUCCAAAAGGCUGAGGAAAUGGUUCGUUUUCAAUUGCGCCAUGGUAAUGAUCUCCUUGCCAUGGACUCUCUAAGAGACUGUGACGUUAAUGUCAAAGAACAAGGAAGACUCCUGCGUCAGAAUGAAUUUCUCGUGUGGCAAGGACGUGGUGGGAAGAAAUCAUUGCGACAGGUAUUCUUAUUUGAAGAAUUAGUACUCUUCAGCAAGGCCAGGAGAUUUCCUGAUCGGAAGAAUCUCGAUCUUUAUAUCUACAAAAACAGCAUAAAAACGUCCGAUAUUGGUUUAACUGCCCAUGUUGGUGAUUCAAGUACAAAAUUCGAAAUUUGGUUCCGCAAAAGGAAGCCCGAUGACACAUGGACACUUCAGAGUAUGUCUGAGGAUAUCAAGAAUGUAUGGACCGAAGAGAUUUCCAAGCUCCUUUGGAAGCAAGCCAGGAAAAAUCGAGAAAUCCGACUUCUAGAGAUGUCCUCAAUGGGCAUUGGAAGCAAACCCUGCCUUGACAUCAGACCGAGCCAAAAUCAAAUCAAUGAUCGUUCCAUUAGUUUUUCACAACUUGGCAAAACACCCAAGUUUCGAAAUUCUUUCACUGGCAGUCAGACGGAAGUGAAGACCGCUCGUCGUCCCAAUUCCAUAAUUUCGGUGAGCAGUAUGUCAUCUGGGACGAGUAGUUCAUCUGUGAGUACAAGUGCUGGUUCUAGCAAUGGAAGUACCUCUGGAGCUGGAAGCAGCAACUCCAGCGCGAAUCCGUCACGAUCCUCUGCCAAUACUCUCCAACUGGUGGAGGAGAAUGUUCCAAUUACCACAUGUAUUGCAUCCACUUUGGGCAGUACGCCGAGUGGACGAAAACACCACCGUUCGACUACAUUGGUCAGCCAAUGUUCCAUGGAAAGUGGAAUAAUUGCUGAUAUUUCCCUGUCGCCGGAUGAGGCCAGCGAUUUCCCGCCAAAUUGGAGUCACGCACUGAAAAAGUCACAGAGCUCCGCAUCAACGUCUGAUAACCAAAAACCUGCCACAAAUCCAGAAGAGAGGCCACAAACCAGUACACCAUCACCAUCAUCUCCAAAUCCUUACAUCACUGACUCAAUCACCGUCCACCUCUAAUGCUGAGGUAGCCCAAAAACAUUAACUUCAAUCUUGCUGAAUUUAGACGCUUCCACUCUUGAGUAAUAUAUAUGUACAUAAACAUAUUGGAGCAACAUUUACUGAACUUUUACACCAAAUUUCCAAGACGCAAUCACACACAUACACUCAAAAUCACCUGAAACACCAUUCUAUACUGCAAAUUCCUCAAUAUCUUUUCAAAAUUUUCUGUCUCCAGAAAAAAACCACAGAAAAAAUGUUAACUUACAAAAAAAUCACACACAAUAAACCACUUUUCCAAGUUUCUGUUUCAAAAAAAAAACAUAUUGCAGUUCCAGAUGUACCUACAUAAACAAAACAUUAUAAUAUUUUACCCACUAAUGCAACUCUUAAUUAUUAUAUUAUUGAGUAGAUGAGAUUGAAAUUAUUUCUAUUUUACUAUAAUUUAAUUGAACAAAAAAAUAUCUCUAAUAAUGUUAUAAAUUUACGUAUUUGUCACUCUAUUUUCGCCAUUUUAGCCAUUAAGUCUGCCAGAGAGAAGAAUAGAAUUAUUAUAUUAUACAAUUUAUUCUUUCCAAAACUUUUACUAAUAGUUUCCAAAUAUACAUAUUUUAUUCUUUUUGUGUAUUUCACACACUUUUCUUGAAUAUAUACAAUAUGCAUUAUACAGCAACAAAAA
This is a messenger RNA of Phlebotomus papatasi, 5939 nucleotides long. RefSeq lists its product as uncharacterized. Bases 425 to 5281 code for a protein of 1618 amino acids. The transcript has 19 exons. NCBI's taxonomy places the organism in Eukaryota, Metazoa, Arthropoda, Insecta, Diptera, Psychodidae. The record is from RefSeq and is a predicted model, not a curated record. Gene Ontology annotation, molecular function: guanyl-nucleotide exchange factor activity.